Messenger RNA from Pecten maximus, 3097 nucleotides. Its product is annotated as microtubule-associated proteins 1A/1B light chain 3A-like. Bases 87 to 461 code for a protein of 124 amino acids. The transcript has 4 exons. Gene Ontology annotation, cellular component: autophagosome membrane; autophagosome; cytosol. Gene Ontology annotation, biological process: autophagy of mitochondrion; cellular response to nitrogen starvation; autophagosome assembly. Gene Ontology annotation, molecular function: ubiquitin protein ligase binding. The record is from RefSeq and is a predicted model, not a curated record. Lineage: Eukaryota; Metazoa; Mollusca; Bivalvia; Pectinida; Pectinidae.
CAAGUGUGUGUUAAAUCGCUACAGUCUACAAUCACAAUAUAUCCGGAAGUUGACAUAUUUACUGGAUCAAAACAAACAGGGACAUCAUGGAGAAAAUGAAACCCUUUAAAGAAAGGAGAACAUUUGCCCAACGACAGAAUGAUGUUGAUUCCAUCAGGACACAGCAUACAGAUAAAAUACCGGUGAUCAUAGAAAGAUAUGAGAGAGAAAACAGUUUACCCCUACUGGACAAGACCAAGUUUCUGGUGCCUGACAAUGUCAACAUGGCUGAGCUGGUCAAGAUUAUCAGAAGGCGACUACAGCUGCAUCCAUCUCAGGCAUUCUUCCUAAUGGUGAAUGAUCGGACAAUGGUGAGCAACACUACUCCAAUCUGUGAGGUAUACAGCAAAGAGAAAGAUGGUGAUGGCUUCCUAUACAUUACAUACGCAUCACAGGAAACAUUUGGGACAUCUUAUAACUAAAUAAGAUCUUUUGUAGCUUUAUUCCGAGACACUGGAUACAGUGGUUACCAGAGUCAUCUAUAUGCCUCUAGGGAUACUUACAGCCUCACUAUGCUUUGGAUAUAGACUCAAUGAGUCACAUGAUAAACAAUUACUCACUUGAUGCUUGUUACUGUAUUCUGAAUUGUCUAAAGCUGCUACACCACUGACAGCCCAUCACAAAAAUACAGAAAAUGUUCCCAGUGGUAUAGAAAUAUAUAUAUAACAACAAAAGGAAUCAAGAGAAAAAUAAACAAUGUCCUGAGAUGUAUUUAUAGAUACCUAUACUGUACUCACACAUAAUCUAAGAGAAUAAAGAGGGCUCAGGUUUUGGGGGAUGGUUGUAACAUAAAUUACAUAACUUGUUAUUGUUUUAAAAUAUACACAGCCUAUUCUUGCUAACUCUUUGCCAGAGGUGUAGCAACUUUAAAAAAGAUUUUACAAGCACAAGUCACAAUUUCCACUUAAGAGGCUAUGUUUAGCCUCAGCCUGAGCAUGAUGACUAAAUAGCUUAUUUUAAGCCUUCUUGACUGUAUCUAGUUCUCAUCAAUAGAUGGAAAACUUUUCUGUAAUAUGUUAUAGGUACAUUUUCAUCACAUACCUAUUAUGUAACUAGUCUGUAAAGUGAUAUGCCUUUAUCAUAAACAGAUUAGUGUAUCAUAGUUUAAACAUCAUUGUUGUGACAUCAAGAAAUAUUGACUUCACAUGAGUGUCUCUCCGAUGGAAAAAUAAAAUCCAAGUUAAAAUUCUCCUACAUGUGAAAACUUAUGUUCAUAUUGUAUUGAAUUCAUUAAUUGUUUUUUUCAAUACAUUGAUAUGAUGCAUGCCAGAAGGUUUGUGUCCCUCUGUUUCAAAAUUGAACUUGUUUUUAGGCCAAAGUCUCAAGUGACCUUUUCUAUUCACCUUUUGUCUGUCGUCUGCCAUCCGUUCGUAAACAAUUUACUUUUUCAACUUCUUCUCAUUCAGUAUGUGGUCCAGAGUCCUGAUAUUUGCCAUAUAGCAUACUGGGGUGAAGGAAGAGCUAUUGUGAUUUUCAAAUGAAUGAUCUUGACCUUCAUUCAUAGGGUCAAAUAUGCUAAAAUCUUUAAUCAACUUCUUCUCACUAACAAAGAGGCCUAGAGACCUGAUAUUGAGCCUGUGUCAUGAUUGGGUGAGGGGCUAUCAAUAGGAUUCAAAUGAAUGACCUUGACCUUCAUUCAAGGUCACUGGUCGAAUAUGUUAAAACCGCUAAUGACUUCUCUCUAAGCAAGAAGCCCAGAGGCUUGAUAUAUAUAUAUAUUGGGCCUUUUGUAUGCUGGGGCAUUGACCUCACAUUCAAGUCAGGGGAAUCAAAUCUGCCAAAAUAUGUCAAAAUUCAGGUGACUGUUUAGGCCCAUGGGCCUCUUUUUUCAAAAUUUAACUUGUUUUUUUUUUUUUACAUACAUGUACUAAUUUGAAAAAAAAUCAAUAGGACUUGAAUAAACAUGUAAGAUCCUGUUUACAUGUGUGUAUAUACUACUUGUUGAUUCAACUAUAUUGUGUUGUGAAGAAAUAUUUGAUAUAUAAUGUCAUCCUCUGACAUAUUUUUACUUUCUGAUAUAAUUGGCUUUAUGGGAAUUCAAUAAAAUGGUACUUUUAUUUAUUUUGACAGGUUAAAAAAAACAACUUUUGUUUAUUAUUAGAAUGAUAUGACACACAGCAACUGGAGAUUUAAUCAAUCAACAUUUUAAUUCAAUUAUUUUCUUCAUUAUUGCAUUUUAAAUUUAUUACAAAUACAAGAUUGUUUCUGAUCCUCUACGCUAGACUCAUAUAUGUCAUUACAUGUUAGUAAAUACUUAGAGAAAAUAAGGAUGACAAAGAUAUUCUUCCACUUUAAAGGUUACAUAGGAGUAGAGAUCAGUUUGAUAGAGUCAGGUGUAGUGUAUAAAUAAUUUCAGUUUUGUUAUUCAAAUUCCAUGUUUAGUUGGUAAGCAGAAGGUUUUCUUAAACUGAUUUGUUAUAUAAGAUUUUCACUGUUAAAUGCGCAUAUUUAUGUGAAACUGAUUAACAUGUAUAUUAUCUGAUAAUUAUGAAAUAGAAAAUACGGCACAAGUAGUGGGUUUAAUGGUGCAUCAGGUUGGAGCUUGCAUUAAUUAUCAAUCUAAUUAAGAUACAUAUCAUCGUUAUACACUACUUAGUAAAGUUUCAUAAUGUACUGUGUAAUGAGGAUAUGUGGUUUAAUAAGAAUCAUCAAUUUAUAAUACUUAUACUGGUUUUUAGAUGAGUUUGUACAUAUUUUGUGCAAAAUAAGCAUCUUUGAUGUUUUUUGACACAAAUGGUUGUCCCAGUCAUCAUUAUCAUUGUAAACCUUAUUAUGCAGUAGGAUCAGUGCUUGAGGGGUUUUAUAGUGUCGGACUGGGGUGGUUUAGUGUCACACUUUCUGUUUACAAGUUGUGAAUUGUAAACAAUACUGUUUUUGUAGUUUGUUUGUCAAAAUGUCAGUUGUACCAGUUCUAACAAUCAUAUUAUAAGAUUAUGUCUUAGGUAAAGAACUCCUUUUUUCUAGUCAGAGUUGCAAAACUCCUUAAUUUUUCAGAAAUAUUUCUAGUACUAUCUUUGAUACAUUUUGAACAUUUUGGAAGGUUCUGCAAGCACUUGAU